UUGGCCGCGCCGGCGGGGCCGGGCGCGCGCCCCCGCGGGUGUAAGUGCGCGCGCGGGUGUGCGUGUGCAGGUGUGCGUGUGCACGUGUGUGCGUGUGUCCACGUGUGUGCGUGUGUCCAGGUGUGUGCGUGUGCACGUGUGUGUGUGUGCGCUCAGGUGUGCGUGUGCACGUGUAUGCGCUCAAGGGUGUUUGUGCGCUCAGGUAUUCCCCCGCGGCAUCCCCACGUGUCCGUGUCCGUGCCCGUACCUGUAUCCCCGGAAGGCGUUCGCUCCCGCGUGUGCACCCGUGCAGCCAGCCCUCUCCGUGCCGCCAUGGAGGCCUUGCUGAGGAGCUGCCGAGUCCCCGCGCUGGGCGCCCGGCACCGCGGGGCCAGGGCCCGGCACGGCGGCACCGCGGGCAGGGCCAGGCGCCUGCUGCUCUCGCAGCUCUUCCAGCCGCUGGCCCUGCCCGUGGGCGGCCAGGCGGACUCCGAGGCCCGGCCUGGGGAGCCCAGCUGCCGCAGCCAGCGGCUGAUGCUGCAGGGAGGGCUCAUCCACCCCACCAGCCCCGGCUGCUACUGCUACCUGCCGCCCACCGUGCGCGCCAUGGAGAAGCUGAUCAAGGUGAUGGACGAGGAGAUGCAGGCGGUGGGCGGGCAGAAGCUGAACCUGCCCAGCCUGUGCUCGGCGGAGCUGUGGCGCGCCAGCGGCCGCUGGGACCAGAUGGGGCCGGAGCUGUUCCGGCUGCUGGAUCGGCACAAGCACGGCUACUGCCUGGGCCCCACGCACGAGGAGCUGGUGACGGCGCUGGUGGCCUCGCAGAGCGGCCUGUCCUACAAGCAGCUCCCGCUGCGCCUCUACCAGGUCACCAGGAAGUUCCGUGACGAGCCCAAGCCCCGCUUCGGCCUGCUGCGCAGCCGGGAGUUCUACAUGAAGGACAUGUACACCUUCGACAGCUCCGAGGAGGCUGCUCGGCGCACCUACGAGCAGGUGUGCGCCGCCUACUGCAGCCUCUUCGCCCGCCUGGGGCUGCCCUUCGUCAAGGUGCAGGCGGCCACGGGCAGCAUCGGCGGCAGCACGUCACACGAGUUCCAGCUGCCAGCGGACAUCGGCGAGGACAGGCUGCUGCUGUGCCCUCAGGGACAUUUCGCGGCCAAUGUGGAGACUGUAAACGGGGAGCAGACCUCGUGCCCCACAUGCGGGGAGAAGCUCACUGAGACCAAAGGCAUCGAGGUGGGGCACACAUUUUACCUGGGCACUAAGUACUCCUCGGUCGCCAACGCCGUCUUCUCCUCUGCCGAGAACAAGCCGCAGCUGGCGGAAAUGGGCUGCUACGGCCUGGGCGUCACCCGCAUCCUGGCGGCCUCCAUCGAGGUGCUCUCCACCGAGGACAGCAUCCGCUGGCCGAGCCUCAUUGCGCCCUACCAGGUGUGCUUCAUCCCCCCCAAGAGGGGCAGCAGGGAGGAGGAGGAGGGGGCGGCGCUGCUGGAGCGGCUGUAUGAUGAGCUGGCCCAGGCGCUGCCCCAGCUCGCCGGCGACGCGGUGCUGGACGACCGGAGCCAGCUGACCAUCGGCAAGAGGCUGAAGGAUGCCCAGAGGCUGGGCUAUCCCUACGUGGUGGUGGCUGGGAAGAGGGUCUGCGAGGACCCCCCAGUCUUUGAGGUUUGGAAUCAGAAUGCCGGCGAAGUUUUGUUCCUCACCAAAGACGGGGUUAUGGAGCUGCUGAGUAAAGUCCAAGUCCCUUAAAUGGCUCCUCUCUGAA
This is a messenger RNA of Serinus canaria (Common canary), 1741 nucleotides long. RefSeq names its product prolyl-tRNA synthetase 2, mitochondrial (gene PARS2). Gene Ontology annotation, biological process: prolyl-tRNA aminoacylation. The record is from RefSeq and is a predicted model, not a curated record. Gene Ontology annotation, cellular component: cytoplasm; mitochondrion. Gene Ontology annotation, molecular function: proline-tRNA ligase activity; ATP binding. The transcript is spliced from 4 exons. NCBI's taxonomy places the organism in Eukaryota, Metazoa, Chordata, Aves, Passeriformes, Fringillidae. Bases 175 to 1725 code for a protein of 516 amino acids.